This is a messenger RNA of Arctia plantaginis, 1986 nucleotides long. NCBI's taxonomy places the organism in Eukaryota, Metazoa, Arthropoda, Insecta, Lepidoptera, Erebidae. The record is from the annotation of a GenBank genome assembly.
AUGUCGGAAAAGUUAAAGGAUUAUCAAGUUAUAGACGUUUUCUGUGGCGGUACGUUCUAUAAAGUGAGACACAAGGUCACCAACAACAUAUUUGCGUGGAAGGCGUACGAUUGCUCCGCGUACUCGGACCAACAAAUACAAGACAUCGUUAAAGAAGUUAAAAAAAUAAGUAAAGUGACAACAAAGAGCUUACUGCGUUAUUAUGACACCAUUCUACAUACUCCGUCAAAAACGUUGUAUUUUGUCCUUGAAUACAAUUCAUGGCGCAGCUUGCAGGAACUAAUUAAGGUUUGCAAGGCCACCGACAAAUUCAUCGCUGAGAGCUUCAUUUGGCAUCUGUCGCACGAGCUCGCCCGAGUAUCUAAAGCAGUUGAAGAUCUAAACAUUGUCGUCAUACAAAAAUGUUUAAGUCCCGACUCGAUUUUUGUCGACCAAAGUGGAGAGCUGCGAGUCAAUUGUUUCGAACUAGCCACGGCUGCAGGAUCCGUGGAUGUGAUGAGACAGAUUGGAGAGAUCAUUCACAAACUCUGCUACCGUUCCAGCGUUAGCGACCACAAGAUCAAAGAGUACCCCUACAGUGAUGAUCUCAGAGAUAUAAUAAGCUUUCUGACAGACGAGAGGAACGCGAAUCUGCGUCCUGACGUUGUCCUGUACCAUCCAACAGUACUCAUGAACUUAGAGAGUAAAUGUACCUUUAAUAGCCUCAGCGAGAUACUUGUUUCAGUUCAACAGCUGUACACAACUUCAGAGGUGAAUAAAUGUGACUCUCAGAAAGCUGUGGAGCUGUGUAAAGCAGUUGAACCUCUUCCUAGGACAUUGUUCAACAUUGGAGAGAGCCCUAUAUAUUGCAAUGUCAGUCCAAGACACACUGCAAACAGAGGGCAUGAAGAAACAUAUUCCCCACAAGGUCCACUAUCCCCUACACUGGCUGCACUUGCUCUAGAGCUUCCUGGGUUUGUGCCACGGAGCAGAAGGCCACUUACUGAGUGUCUGGACAAGUAUAAAAACUGUCCUCAGCGAGUUUCAGAAGAAACUCUUAGUCAGCAGUGGAUGUCGCGCAUUGUGGCGCUCCGUGAACGCGAAGAGUCUCUCAACAGGAGGGAAAGGGACCUCAUAGCAAAAGAAAUAUUAAAAAGUCCCUCUACGAAGAUGGUUAAUCUUAACCAAUCCUUGGACUUGUUGGCUUCUGACAAUGAGAGCAAUGGAAUUACUUUACCACCUGUUAUUAUGCAAGCUACAGAAGUUAAAAGGGAAAUCUUGCCGCGUCGUCGGCGCCCUCAUACGAGUUCCGUGCGUUUGCGCAGCCGCAGGAAGAGUUACGGCUAUGAAGACUUAGACAGCUCGUUAUCGGCCGACACUGGAGAUAACAGUAUUGUUAUAACUGCCACCAAGUUCACCAAGGAGAACAUGCCACGCCGCAACAUAUUCCCACAGGUAUCAACCAAAAAAGUACACUUUACAUCAUCAAAUCCAUUUGUAGAAAGCGAUGACAGUGUGACACUGACAUUCUAUGAGUUAGAUAAUGUUGACAAUGAUGGCUACCAAGUCCAGAAGCAGGAGCCCCUCGCAAAAGACAUAACAAAGUUCAAGUACUUGGAUUUGAAAAAGGCACAAUCUGAAAAGAGAUCUUCGAUGCAUUGGAAUCAUUCAUCCCCAUCAAAACAGGCUAAAACAGUCAAGAAUAUAUUGGGUGAUGUUACAAAUACAAAUCAAAGUGGCAUAAGGAAGACACCAUCCAAGGCGAGCCUGGCUUCUACAAGUUCAAACAGUUCAAGACUCUCCAUGUUUUCUACUAAAAGUCAUUGGAGUAUGGAAUCCAGCAGUACUAAGGUUAGUGAGACUAGUGUCUCGGAUAGAACACGCUCAGCUCUGAAGCAGAGUCUGCCACAAACCCCUGUUGCCCCAUGUGAUGUUAGGAAGUCUAAACGUAAAUCUUUACUAAACUUUAAAACGCCAUUUAAGUUCAUGACAGCUACAAAAAUAUAG